Messenger RNA from Poecilia latipinna (sailfin molly), 2240 nucleotides. Its product is annotated as phosphatidylinositol transfer protein beta isoform. NCBI's taxonomy places the organism in Eukaryota, Metazoa, Chordata, Actinopteri, Cyprinodontiformes, Poeciliidae. Gene Ontology annotation, molecular function: phosphatidylcholine binding; phosphatidylinositol binding; phosphatidylinositol transfer activity. Gene Ontology annotation, cellular component: cytoplasm. Bases 67 to 879 code for a protein of 270 amino acids. The transcript has 12 exons. Gene Ontology annotation, biological process: phospholipid transport. The record is from RefSeq and is a predicted model, not a curated record.
CAAUGACGUCAGCAGCACUCGGCAGUCGCUGGGCAGUAUCAGCAAAACCGAUAGAAGCGAGUUGCUAUGGUUGUCAUCAAGGAAUACCGAGUGGUCUUGCCCUGUAGCAUUGAGGAGUAUCAGGUCGGUCAGCUCUUUUCUGUGGCAGAAGCAAGUAAAAAUGAAACCGGUGGUGGUGAAGGUAUAGAAGUUCUCAAGAAUGAGCCCUAUGAGAAAGAUGGCGAGAAAGGACAAUAUACACACAAAAUUUACCACCUAAACAGUAAAGUCCCAGGUUUUGUCAGACUCAUAGCUCCUGAAGGCUCCUUGGUUUUCCAUGAAAAAGCUUGGAAUGCCUACCCCUACUGCAGAACCAUUGUGACGAAUGAAUAUAUGAAAGACAGUUUCUUCAUUAAGAUUGAGACGUGGCACAAACCGGACAUGGGAACACAAGAAAAUGUGCAUAAAGUCGAUAGCUCAAUAUGGAAGAAUGUUGCUGUUGUACCCAUUGACAUUGCAGACAGAAGUCAAGUAUCUGCUGCUGACUACAAGCCUGAUGAAGAUCCAGCCAACUUCAAGUCUGUUAAAACUGGCAGAGGACCUCUAGAGCCAACCUGGAAGCAAGACUUGGCGAGUACAACUGACUGCCCAAAGAUGUGUGCCUACAAACUAGUCACAGUCAAGUUUAAGUGGUGGGGGCUUCAAACCAAAGUGGAGAACUUCAUCCAUGAGCAAGAGAAACGGAUCUUCACGAACUUCCAUCGCCAGCUCUUCUGUUGGAUUGAUAAGUGGGUGGACCUGAACAUGGACGACAUCCGGCGAAUGGAGGCCGAGACUCAAAAGGAGCUCGAAGAGAUGCAUAACAAGGGUUCAGCAGGUACAAAGGGUUCAGAGGAGUAGCAGGCCAGGUUUAGGUCUGUGCGUUGCUGUAUGAAACCCCCAGACAACAUUAUCAUAACCUUGUUUUAGUCUAGAGUCUUCUGCUAUUUAGAAUAGUCUCAACAUUACCCCGAUGGAGUCUUGGGCUCCUUUUGACGUUUCUCAAUUUUUUAUGCCUUUUUAUUUUUUUAUUUAUUUUUUUUUUCAAAACCAGCUGACGUGUUGCGUCAGAAGCUACAGCUGUGAGCAUCCAAACAAAGAGAGUACAGCUCAGACGUGAACAUAGGUUUUUAACAUAAUCUGCAACAGGUUGUAGCUCACCGUCUUUUCAACCUUUGCUGCUGGUUUGCUCCCAAAUAUCACUUUGGGAGCUUUUGGCCUUACAAGGAGAACAAGUGAGGAAUCUGGACUAGACUGGCCAAAGUGGGCCAGUUUCAAACAUUCCUGGCCUACUACCAACAUGCUGCAUUUUGUGCUUUGCCUCCGCACUCCCACCCCGGCCCCCCCACUCCUUCAGAACAUGUCGGCCAGUUCGCCAUGUGUUUCCCAUUUUCCACUGGAGCAAGUAAACAGGCGGGUGCCAUCAAAGAGGGCUGUGGUGAGGAGGGCCAGUCCCGUCCUGAGCCUCUGAGCUCCAGGGUUAGCAGGGUCGCACUUGAACUGCGCUGGAUGAUGUGCGACGGCGAAGCCAGGCGCUGCACUUUAACAAUAUCGCCAUGACAGAGGCUGCAUCUGAGAGACAAUGCAGAAGAGAUGCUCUUGGUGCGGCGCAGUCGGCGCAGAAUGGGGCGGCUUGAGAGCGGGGGACGAGGUGCGAUGCUUCGAGGUGGCUCCCUUUUUUCCUCAUUAACAUACAAAUAGAAUUCUGCUGUUGAGAAGGAGUCCGGCCUGUGAUUGAGAGACUCGGAGGAAGCGAGGGGAAAAAAGAUGGCGAAAUGGGAGGGUAAAUCCUCCUGCUAUUUCAUCAGAUCUGUCUUUUCCCCUGUUUAGAGCCAAUGUUAGUUUGAACCAUUUCAUUUGAGCUUUUGGGCUAUCAGAUUCCAACACUAAUUGACUUUCCAAAGCCAUCAGCCUGGAGGUGGGAGCAUUUGAAAGGGAUGCUUUUAUCUACCUUGAAGACAAACAGGAGGAUUGAUAAGUAUUGUUGGAGCGCAGUGUUAAAGAAGGCCAAGUUUCAGCUCACAGAAAGCAAUUUGUUGCAUUUUAUUGGUUUUUGUAGAACGUAUUAAAACCUGUAGAUGUAUGUAAUGAAUUAAAAACAAGUCUACCUUGAAACUUUCAUCAGUAGGCUGGGGCGUAGGUAGAGAUUAUACCAAUUAAUUCUUCAAUGCAUAUUGUGUCUGACCUUUUAUUUGAUACUUAUUAUUAAAACAACCAAGUGC